AUGCUUGGAUUUACUAAGUUUGUGAAAGACCUGCUUACGAAGAAGAGGUCUGUUCAACAUGAGAUAGUGAAUUUAUCCCACCGCGUGAGUUCGAUUAUUGCUUCCACCACAGUUCAGAAAAAGGGAGAUCCAGGGGCGUUUACCAUUCCGUGUAAUAUUAGGCUUCAUGCAUUUGGUCGUGCUCUAUGUGAUAAUGGGGCGAGCAUCAAUUUAAUGCCCUUUGCUAGUUUCAAAUCCAUCAAGAAGCUAGUUGGGGUUGUAGAUCAUGUGUUGGUGCAAGUGGGUAAGUUCAUGUUGCCUGCUGAUUUUGUUAUUCUGGAUUGUGUGGUUGAUAAAGAUAUUCCCAUCAUCUUAGGAAGACUCUUCCUUGCUAUGGGCAGAGCGCUUAUAGACUCUGAAAAGAAUGAAAUCAAGUUUUGA
Molecule: messenger RNA, 420 nt
Organism: Lycium ferocissimum
Lineage: Eukaryota; Viridiplantae; Streptophyta; Magnoliopsida; Solanales; Solanaceae
Exons: 2
Coding region: 1-420 (139 amino acids)
Source: RefSeq, a predicted model, not a curated record